This is a messenger RNA of Aplosporella prunicola CBS 121167, 661 nucleotides long. RefSeq lists its product as uncharacterized. NCBI's taxonomy places the organism in Eukaryota, Fungi, Ascomycota, Dothideomycetes, Botryosphaeriales, Aplosporellaceae. The record is from RefSeq and is a predicted model, not a curated record. The transcript has a single exon. Bases 12 to 398 code for a protein of 128 amino acids.
AAACAGAGUUUAUGGCUAAAAAAGAAACGAAGUAUUAUCUUACAUCUGCAGCCUCCGCCACGAAGUUAUCGAAGUUUACUGAGUCGGCUCUGUUAGGCUCGAACUUGAACCCAGAGCCACUGGAUUCGGAAUUGCCAGUCUCAGAUUCCGAUUCCGAUUCAUCGGACUCGGAGCGACUAUCUUCAGUUUCCAAUUCAUCAGACUUGGAGCGACGAUCUUCAGUUUGGGAUUCAUCGGAUGCGGAGUCACUAUUUGAUCUCUCCGAAUCAGAGGGACUUUGCUCCGAUUUGAUAGCAGGUAUGGUAUUGCUACCGAAAGUGUCGACGUCCGUAGCCUCAUCUGCCGUGAGAUCAAUUAUCUUUCUCAUGUAUGGUCAUACGAAGGCCAUGCACCGCUAGAAGGCUAUUUUUGUUUUCCAUGGUGCGCAGCAACUUCACGCGCUGGCUUAGGUAUCCGAGAAGGCGUUCCAUAUGGCUCGAGCCUGAUCCCCAUAACCAUGAAUGAGAGAAAACUGAGACAAUGAAAAUCAAGUGAGCCCUUACAGUUCAAUAACAGAAGACGAGUUGGGACAGAAUUGAGUAAUCGACCUUGUGUUUUAUACGUACAAGGUCUUAAGAGCUGAAGGCAGGAGGGGUAAAGUGAGGUGCGAGGCAUGGGCUGU